This is a messenger RNA of Mus caroli (Ryukyu mouse), 3801 nucleotides long. RefSeq names its product defective in cullin neddylation 1 domain containing 1 (gene Dcun1d1). Gene Ontology annotation, cellular component: ubiquitin ligase complex. The record is from RefSeq and is a predicted model, not a curated record. NCBI's taxonomy places the organism in Eukaryota, Metazoa, Chordata, Mammalia, Rodentia, Muridae. Gene Ontology annotation, molecular function: ubiquitin-like protein binding; ubiquitin conjugating enzyme binding; cullin family protein binding. Gene Ontology annotation, biological process: protein neddylation.
GGCCUUGCCGGUCCGUGCUGGCGCCAGGCGCCCGGGAGUUGGGGCGGCUCGGCUGAGGCUCGGUCCCUGCGAGGGGACUGGGAGGCUCCGGGCUGCGGACGGAAGUGCAGCCGGGGGACCCGAGACCUGCUGCCUUCCGAGCGCCUGCUCUAUGUGCUUGGGGUGGGAGGAGUAAUUGCUUUAUUAUAGCAGUUAGGGACCAUUUGUGAUUCUUAAGAAACAGUUUGUCAAGUUGCUCCUCUCCUGGUUUUUGUUUGGGUGAGAAAAAGUCACGGAAGCUGGAAGACGCUGUGAACAAGUUGAAAUCAUCGCAGAAGGAUAAAGUUCGUCAGUUUAUGAUCUUCACACAAUCUAGUGAGAAAACUGCAGUAAGUUGUCUUUCUCAAAAUGACUGGAAGUUAGAUGUUGCAACAGAUAAUUUUUUUCAAAAUCCAGAACUUUAUAUACGGGAGAGUGUAAAAGGAUCGUUGGACAGGAAGAAGUUAGAGCAACUGUACACUAGAUACAAAGACCCUCAGGAUGAAAAUAAAAUUGGAAUAGAUGGUAUACAGCAGUUCUGUGAUGAUCUGGCCCUCGAUCCAGCCAGCAUCAGUGUGUUGAUCAUUGCAUGGAAGUUCAGGGCGGCCACACAGUGCGAGUUCUCCAAACAGGAGUUCAUGGAUGGCAUGACAGAGUUAGGAUGUGACAGCAUAGAAAAACUAAAGGCCCAAAUACCCAAGAUGGAACAAGAAUUGAAAGAACCAGGACGAUUUAAGGAUUUUUACCAGUUUACUUUUAAUUUUGCAAAGAAUCCAGGACAAAAAGGAUUAGAUCUAGAAAUGGCCAUUGCUUACUGGAACUUAGUGCUUAAUGGAAGAUUUAAAUUCUUAGACUUAUGGAAUAAAUUUUUGUUGGAGCAUCAUAAACGAUCAAUACCAAAAGACACGUGGAAUCUUCUGUUAGACUUCAGUUCAAUGAUUGCAGAUGACAUGUCCAAUUAUGAUGAAGAAGGAGCAUGGCCUGUCCUUAUUGAUGACUUUGUGGAAUUUGCACGCCCUCAAAUUGCUGGGACAAAAAGUACAACAGUGUAGCACUAAAGGAACCUUCUAGAAUGUACAUAGUCUGUACAAUAAAUACAACGGAAAAUGCACAGUCAAUUUCUGCUGGCUGGACUGAACUGAAGAUCAAUCCUCAUAGUUCAAACUGAGGGUUGAGACAAAACUUUUAAGGAUACAUCUUGGACCAUAUCGUACUCCAUUCUUCUACUGGUGGUUUGGGCUUGUCUUCUAGUCUGGGCCACUCUAAGCAUUUAUAUUUCCGACAUUGUGGAUUUCAUCUUACACCUGUGGACCGCCUUAGUCUGUCUUCCCAUAAGUCAUAGCAGCUUGAGACCGUCUUAGGCUGUCUUCCCAUAAGUCAUAGCAGCUUGAGACCGUCUUAGGCUGUCUUCCCAUAAGUCAUAGCAGCUUGAUGGUGAUUACUUUGAGAUUUCCAGUCUUGCAUAAAGCACAAUGCUGUCUUCAUCAGAACACAGUUUGGCAUAAGAAUUAAACAUAAUAAUGAACACCACAACAAUUUAUAAAAACUUCUUAAGUAUAUGCUGUGGGCUAGUUGCAAAGACUGUGCUGGUAGCACUUCAAAUGAGAGUGAUUUAUCUGAGUGUACCGCAUCUGAAAUGGUGUUUGCUUGGGGGAAUUUAAUUUUCCUGGCAAACUACAUGUACUGUUGGUGUGAGUAGAAUACCUGAUACAAGAAAUGUCAAAACAACCAACACAUGAAAAAAAAAAGGAUAAUCUGGGGACUCCCUGAAAUAUGUCUUGUGUUUCAGACGCUUACAAAGGUUCUACAGAACAGGUCUGUGGUUAUCUUACCCAUGUUUAUACAGUAUCCUGCAGUGAACUUUUAUUUAAAAAAAUAUUGUAAUGAGAUCAAAUGUUAGACUUCACACUCGUGCAUCACACACCACAUAAUCGGAUUUCAUUAUGCUCUGAAAUGCUUCUAUGCCUUUUGAAUAAGUUAAACUAUUUCAUUUGUUUUGAAUGUUUUGGAUUGCUAUACAAUAUAAUAUUCUAAAUUUAGGCAUGAGGGUUUUAGGUUUGUUUUUUUUUUUUAAUUUUUUGUCAUCGCACUAUGGAACACAAUGCAAUUCACUUAAUUUAUAAGAAGAUAGUAAGAUUUAGAUUUUGGAAAUCGUUGUGAUGAGCCGUGAAGUUCAACCUUUCUCCCAUGGCACUGCUCUUUGAGGUGUGGUCCAGCCGUGCUGGCUGCUGACUGUUGAGAUGGCUUACUGCUAAAUCACUGUGGUUGCCAAGUCUACUUCAGAAGCAGAGAUUGUCAGACAGGCGAGCACUGGAGCAGAUACCAAUGGCUUCUGUUCUAUAAAUUAUUUGACUUUUGACUGUUUUUGUCUCACUUGCAUUUGCUAUUUCCACAUUACAGCAGAAUGCAGUCUUGAUUGGUUUUGUUUUUUGUUUUUUGUUUUUCCAUGACAGGACUCAUGCCUUGCUCUCCUGCUGAAAAUGCUUGUGUCUCUGAUAACAUACUGACAUGUGAAAGGGGUAUGUUCAUACAGAUUUCCAUGAGGAAGUUAAAAUGAUGAACUAAAUGCUGNGUGCCUGGUCUUCAGUAGGAGCAGAUUUUGCUUCAUGUAUCCAGGUCCUCUGCAGGGUACCAAGNAAUGUUCUUCAGGAUAGNGGAACAAUUUAUGCAGAUAUGGAAAUGAUUAAAACUGCUUUUUAGUCACAUGAUUUGGAAAAUGCAUAGAAAGCUUACCUUACAGAUAUAUCAUUAAUCCAAUCAUAACUUUAAUUUAGGAAUGCAUUUCUACCAAAAGAAGCUUAGAGUAAAUUUCUAUUCACGUUACAGGGAUUGGUCAUUAAAAGGAAAAGAAUCUUGCUGUUUUCAGUAUUUCUUGAUUUCAUUUUUGUAAAUAUAAAGAACUUCAAUUAUGAAAAAAAUUAAAGAUAUAUGUAUAUAUAUCUUUAAAAGUUUUACAGACCUAUAUUGUUUAUUCCCUACAUGGAACAUUUUGAGUUGUGGUAUUGUUUUCAGAUUGAUUGAUUCAGAUAUGAUUUGUUUUCAAAUGAGACUCCAUUAGCUUCUUUCCCUGCCUCAUAAAUUUUUUUCCAUAAAAAUCUUGAUAUUUGUGUGUGGCCUAAUGCUUUGGGUUUUACAGAUUUUAUUUUUAAAUGCAAGACUUUUUAACAAAAUAGUGUUUGUCAUCAGUUUGGUACUAAACAUUUACAAUUACUGUGUAAUUAUAAACAAAAAUAUAUAAAGCUUUUAUUAUGUAGCAAAAAGAGUUAAGGUUGUUCACCAUGAUGGCAUCUUAGAAUUAAACAAGACUAUUGCUAGGGCUCCAAGAGAAAAUUGAUUUAAUGUGUUUAUUCUGAGGGUGACUGUCUGGUUCUAGGGAAUGUUUUGUACUACAAAUGCUUACCCUGUUGGGGGCGGGGCGUCAGCGAGUCUUCCAGAGGAAGGGCACACUCACUCACACGCAGCCAGCUUGCUGGCUUCGGUUCAUGGGGUUCAGUCUUUGUGUGGGCCAGGUCUCCAAGCUGAUUCUUUUCUUUUCAGACAGAACCAUAGGGAGAGUUUACUUUUUGCCAAAUGUCAGAACAGGUACACAUUUUUAAAUGUAAUGCUUUUUAAAUAGUAAACUGUAUAAAAUGAGAAGUACCCACAUAUAAAAAUACUUGAGGUCAAGGUUCUCUUGAGUGACUAUCAUCUGCAUAUCUCUGUAAGUUCAAGUGUGUCAUUUCCAAUCCCUGUCAUAUUACCCACAGAGGCAAUAAAAGCUUCAGUAAAUUUGCCAUGACUAAA